AUGGACUUGAAGGAACUUUACAGCCAUCUGCCAUAUGCCGCAGCACCACCAAAUUUGAGUAAUCCCAUUAUAUUGGUAACCCCGAGUCCUCUUGUAUACGAAGCUCCAGUCAAAUAUGCCUACUAUCCAACGCCGGCCCCAACUCAUUAUUGCUAUACGCCAGUUCCUCACGUACAAAGUCCCUUUUCCCAUUAUAAUACAAUUGUUCCCAAUUAUUUAAUCCCACAGCAACCAGUAAGAUACCCCGUCGCCGAAACAAAUUAUAUUCAACUUGAUUCAUCAAAGAGUGUUUCGGUAAGCGUCCUGAUAUUUUCACUCAGUUCUCAAGUAGUUAAGCGGAAAUUCGAUGAAAUAUGUACAGACCCAAACAUUACAUUCAAUCCCCAAACAAUCAAUUUGAUUCCUUACUCUCUUUGGAAAUCAGAAAAUAUUACAUUUGGGUAUCUAGUAUCUUUCCAUUUCAGAAAGAGAAAUUCUUCAAACUCCAAAUUUCCGAUAAAGCUCUUCAAUGCUCUCAAGAUUACUGAACACUGUCCGGAUCUCUUCCCGCAUAUUGGUGUGAAAUGGAUCACGGAUGAUGUUAUUUGGGUUGAUAGAGAAGCAUUUGCCUGCCUUAUCGGGGUUAAAACCGUUGAAGGCGGUUUAUUCCAUCAGCAAGGUAACUUCCCUUCUCAUGGUUUUGUUGAAUUAUCAUAUGAAGAAAGUCAAAUGCUUGCAAAUAGCCUCAACUUGGGUAGAAUUGACUUAUCUGUAAUGAGGCUAGUCAGGCAUAGAACUGGAUUAUUCAGAAGGGGAUGCACCGAACUUGAUAUUUUGCGUUGCCAAUGGAAAGGUUGA
Molecule: messenger RNA, 837 nt
Organism: Trichomonas vaginalis G3
Lineage: Eukaryota; Parabasalia; Trichomonadida; Trichomonadidae
Product: transcription-initiator DNA-binding domain ibd family
Exons: 1
Coding region: 1-837 (278 amino acids)
Source: RefSeq, a predicted model, not a curated record